Amphimedon queenslandica is the source of this 2472-nucleotide messenger RNA. Its product is annotated as GDH/6PGL endoplasmic bifunctional protein-like. NCBI's taxonomy places the organism in Eukaryota, Metazoa, Porifera, Demospongiae, Haplosclerida, Niphatidae. The coding region runs from base 45 to 2441 and encodes 798 amino acids. Gene Ontology annotation, cellular component: endoplasmic reticulum. The transcript has a single exon. Gene Ontology annotation, biological process: glucose metabolic process; pentose-phosphate shunt, oxidative branch; pentose-phosphate shunt. Gene Ontology annotation, molecular function: glucose-6-phosphate dehydrogenase activity; 6-phosphogluconolactonase activity; NADP binding. The record is from RefSeq and is a predicted model, not a curated record.
AAAAUGAAUAAAAAUUAAAUCAUUUUAAUUUUAUUCAUCAAUAAAUGGCCGCAAUGAAGGGACCUGUGAUGGUGUUUCUGUUUCUUUUACUUGUGGUGGAUACCUGUAGUAGUAGUAGUACUGAGCAAAAGCUUAACGGAGUCUCUUUAAUAGUGAUUGGAGCCAAUGGGGAUCUCGCCAAGAGAAAAAUAUGGCCUUCACUUAGAGAACUGGUCCACCAAGACCUAACUCCUCUUUCUUCACUCCUCCUUUUUGCUGGUACAAGGAACCCCCCAGAGAAGACAAAGGACUUCCUGUACAGCUACUUUGAAAAACUGGUAUGUCCUGAAGAGUGGGAUAUCAGCACCAGACAAUGCUGGGAGCUAAAUGACAAGCUAUUUAACAGCAUCAUUCCAGUCCAAUUGAAUGAUCCUGAGAGCUAUGGCAGCCUUCAACAACAAAUAGAGGCACUGUUAAAUGAGAGGGGUUUGGCUGAAGAGGCACGUAUAUUCUACCUCUCUGUUCCACCUUUUGCGUACUCUUCCAUCUCUCGUUAUAUUCAUAAUUACUCUCGCCCUAUGUCCUCUUAUACAAAGCUCAGAGUUGCGAUCGAGAAACCUUUUGGCAAGGACCUUUCCUCAGCCAUAGAGCUAGCAGACUCGAUACUUGGUAACCUCAACAGCAAAGAAGUUUUUCUCAUAGACCAUUAUCUUCACAAACCAGGAGUAUCUCAGAUAGUAGAGUUUUGUAGAUCUAAUCCAUUGCUAUAUUCGUCUGCAGGCCUCAUUGAUCACAUUGAAAUAAUUUCAAGUGAAAGUAUUGACGUCAGAGGUAGAACAGACUAUUAUGAUCAGUAUGGCGUGAUUCGUGAUAUGAUACAGAAUCAUCUCACUGAGAUAUUAACACUGUUAACUCUUGAUUUGAGUAAUUUAACUUCUCCUUCUAAUAGACCGUUUGAUCUAAAUGCUGCCAAAUUUGAUAUACUUAAAUCAAUAUACCCACCCUUUCUCCAGAGUGCUGUGUUUGGACAGUAUUCCGGUUACCAAGAUGACCUGGAAAGCGACAAAGGAGGAAAUGCUCAUGUGAAUAUCAGUACCACACCAACACUUGCAAUAGUGGUGCUUCACCUCCAAUCACCGGUAUGGUUUAACAUACCUGUCAUUAUGGUUUCUGGUAAGAAACUAGGAAAGAGGGAGACGAUUGCCAAGGUUGUUUUUAAAAAGACACGGCAUGUUUCCUUGAGGAAGAAAAAUGGCUAUUGCGAUGAUAUAGUUUUCACAAUACAAGACAGCAAUGGAUCAUCUUUCAUUACUUUGCCCUCUAAUCACAACUUUAAUCUACCAAAUGACAAAACCUGGACCUAUAAUGAAGGAGAUGGGACAAGUUGCAGUUCCAUGAAGACAAUACCAUUAGGACGCAUGGCACUAAAGGAGACAUAUGCUUCAGUUUUAAGGAGUUUGAUUCGAGGAGAGAGUGAUUUAUUUGUACCACUGAGCAAUGUAUUGGAAUCAUGGAGAAUAUGGUCUUCUUUAUUGCUAGAGUAUGAAGAGGGAAAAGGAGAACACUUGAUGAUAUACAAUAAAAGCUUCCUUGACAAUCUUCGAUUGACACUAAAUGGUAGUACACUAACUGUGUUUGUUAACUCCAGUGAUCCUCAAGACAAUUUGGUGAGCUUUGAAAAGGAUGGAAUUAGCUUUAAAAGUGGUAAUAAGACAGUAGAAAAAAUAAAAGAGAAGAUAUUUGGUCAUUUUCUUUAUAAAUUCUCAAGAUCAUCACUUGCUCGUGAAAUCAGCCAAGAUAUACUAGACACAGCCAUUACCUCUGUACAAGCACGAGAUAGCUUCCACCUUGCAUUACCAGGAGGAUCCUCACCAGCAGAUGUUUAUCAAUCCCUAGUUGUAGAUUAUAAGCACAGUUUUCCAUGGACGCAUACUUCAAUAUGGCAGACCGAUGAAAGAUGCGUACCCAUUACAUCAAGAGACAGCAACUUGUUUCAAUUGUCUAAAACUUUAUUGGCACAGGUUGGUGUUCCAUAUGUCAAUAUUCAUCCACUUUUCCCAGUCUGUCAUAAAUCAGAGAGUGUCCUUAACGAGUAUGCUUCCAUUAAUUAUUUUGACUACGUUUUGCUAGGAGUGGGCAAAGAUGGUCAUACAGCCUCUCUCUUUCCUGAUAGUGUCAAUAGUUCAUUUUCCCCUUUUGAUAAUAAUGAGACUGUUAAAUUUGUUAAGUUACCCUUGGACUACCCAAUAAAGGUCAAAGAGCGUGUGACAUUAUCUAUGGAGAGGCUAGUAAAGGCAAGAAGAAUUGGUAUGAUCAUUACUGGUAAAGACAAGUGCCAUUUGGCUCAUGUUAUUGAAUCCAAAGACAAACACAACUCAUCAUUACCAUUUGUGCAGCUAUUAAGAAAAGCUAAACCAGGGACUGUGAAAAUAUGGAUGGACAGGAACAUUUGUAAAAAGUAAUUAUGUGUAAUAUACAAUUAAUGAAAUGAAU